AAACUUCGGCUACUCAAGCGUUUCUGUAUAAAUAUCACGACGCAAGAUUUAAAAUUCAUUUUUAUUGAGUACAAUAAGGAAUAUCUAUCAAAGAGAAAAGCAUUGACAUGUUGGAUUUUCUGCUUCCUGGUUCCGUUACGAGCACGUGUAUUGUCGGUCUGGUUGCCGGGCUCAUCGUGUAUUGGGCGAUACAAAAGUGGAAGUACAAGUAUCCACCAGGACCCGCUGGACUCCCUCUCCUAGGAAAUGCAUUGCAAAUCGACCAAGCUAAGCUACACGAACAAGCGUUUGAAUGGUCAAAGAAAUUCGGACCGGUGAUUACUAUCGGCACAGGUCCUAUUCCAGCUGUGAUUGUGAAUACAAUAGAAACUGCGAUGGAAGUACUUGUGAAAAAGUCAACAGAUUUUGCUGGACGGCAGCAUGCACCUUCCAUUGAUGCAUUUUCCUACGGAGGAAAAGACAUUGCCAUGGCGGACUAUGGCCCAACAUGGAAGCUUCACAGGAAAAUUGCAUCGAAAGCUUUACGUCAUUACAUGCAAGGUGAUGCUUUACAAAAUCGAGUUCAUGAUGCAGUCGAAACAGCCUUUUCUGAGAUUGACCAACUAUCUGGAGAGUUCGAUCCGUCAGAAUAUAUCACCUUUACAGUCGGAAAUAUACUCACAGGACUUUGUUUCGGAGGAAAGUACAGCUUUGAGGAUAAAGAAGUGAAGUUUAUUCUUGAGAGGGAAGACGCUCUUUUAAAAGACUUCGGCUUAGGGCCAUGGGAAGAUUUUAUUCCAGGACUAAAAUAUGUCUACAAGUCCAACAUAUUCAAGAAUGUGGAAGAUUUCGUGAAAGAAGUGCUCGAUGGUUAUAUCACUAACAAGCUGAAGGAGGCUGAGAAAACAUUUGAUAAAGACAACGUCCGUCAUUUCACAGACACUCUCAUCUUAGCCCGUAUGGAGGCUAUGGAAGAAGAGGGUGCAGAAAAACUGAAGUCGCUAACUGACCAACACCUGGUGCUGACGCUAUCCGAUAUUUUCUUUGCGGGUAUAGAUACGUCAAGAUUUACCUUGAGUGGUGCAAUACUACACAUGGUGGCCUUUCCUGACAUACAAGAAAAGGUGCAAGAAGAAAUUGACAGAGUUGUUGGCAGGGAUAGACUUCCUGGCAUUAAUGACCGGCCAAAUCUUGGUUACACUGAAGCUGUGUUGCAUGAAAGUAUGCGUCUGGGAACAGUAGUUCCAUUAGGAUUACCACAUAAGACUAUGUGUGACACUGAAGUUGCUGGGUACAGGAUACCAAAGGGUACAACUGUUAUAAUAAAUCACUGGGCCCUACAUCAUGACCCAGACGCUUGGGACGAUGUUGAUCGUUUCAUUCCUGAACGUUAUUUAGACGAGAAUGGAAAACUUGGGCCUAAACCAAAGAACUGGUUGCCAUUUUCAGCGGGAAAGAGAGUAUGCCUCGGUGAAUUCGUAGCAAAACCGGAACUGCAUUUGAUCUUUGCAUGCUUGAUGCAGCGUUAUAAGUGGAGAAUGAUUUCUGGGAAGUGCCCGGAUUUAGCGCAAGUUGGCGGUGCAAAUGGUCUCAUCUACAAGCCGUAUAAGGUCAUCGUAGAAAAGAGAAUUGAAAUGAAACAGAAGAACGAGGCUUAAAUUAGUUACAAUGUGCUUAAUUAUAUACUUAACAUUGUUUUCACCUCUUAUUUUGUAUGUAUUUCAAAUGUCUUAGUUGUUUAUUCAUAAUGGAAGUUUUUGAUCUAUUUCGUCUACAGGUAUUCAAACACUACAUUAGUAACAUUAUGUCUAGUGAUAAACCGUUUUGUGGUAUACAUGUAUGAGUUUAAUGUGCUUUUCUUUUAAAGAGAUAGGUAUUAGUGUCACUCAGACAAAUAACAGAAUCUAACUACAACUUUUAUCAAACGUGUUGAACCGAACAUUCCGUCUGCUUAAAGCAACACUGCAAAUAUCAGCUAGAAAAUCCUUCUACUAAUUCAGAAAUUGUAGACGAUAAUGAUGUUUUGUUCCACGACAGAACCUUUAAGAGAACGUUUCGGAUAUAGGUAGAUAGAUUUCUAGAUGAUACAUUUCUUAUUUGUUAAGCAAUGUGUCUUGACUGUGUAUUUAUAAACAACCUUUCUCUCAAGAUCUCCUGAUCUCCUGAUCAGAUAUAAAGAGGACAAAGAGAAGCAUGCACGCAGGCACGCACAACGAAAACAACAACAACAAAAAUAAAGCAGCUACACAUUAGGCACAUCAAAGCUGAAGCAACAAAUCUGUAUAUGAAAAAUUAAUACAGUUAUUUCUUUUUCAUAGUUUAUUUAAAUUGAGGUACAGUGUGUCUUCUAAGAAACUUCUAAAACAUUAUGCAAACCUCUUUGUCUACUUUAUAAUCGUUCAAUGUCCGAAAAAAUAUAUCCGUCUAGUUGGAAAUUAGCGCACGUUAUGCCUCUUUUUAAAAAGGGCAACAAAGAUGAACCGUCGAAUUACAGACCAAUUUCUCUUAUUAGUUGUGUUGGAAAAGUUAUGGAACGUAUUAUAUUUAAACAUAUGUUUAACUAUCUACAUGACAAUUCACUAAUAUUCCAAAAUCAAUCAGGCUUCUUACCAGGGCAUUCUACAAUUUUUCAACUGAUUGACAUCUAUAAUCAAAUAUGCAAAGCUCUAGACAAUAAAGAAUCCACGUGUAUUGUUUUUUGUGAUAUAUCCAAAGCGUUUGAUAGAGUCUGGCAUAAAGGACUAAUUUUCAAAAUACGACAAUAUGGAAUCACUGGAAAUUUGUUAGACUGGUUAGAAAAUUAUAUGAUGAAUAAAACUCAAAAAGUUUU
Mercenaria mercenaria is the source of this 2809-nucleotide messenger RNA. RefSeq names its product steroid 17-alpha-hydroxylase/17,20 lyase-like. The transcript is spliced from 11 exons. The record is from RefSeq and is a predicted model, not a curated record. The coding region runs from base 108 to 1637 and encodes 509 amino acids. Lineage: Eukaryota; Metazoa; Mollusca; Bivalvia; Venerida; Veneridae. Gene Ontology annotation, molecular function: heme binding; steroid 17-alpha-monooxygenase activity; iron ion binding. Gene Ontology annotation, biological process: hormone biosynthetic process; progesterone metabolic process.